CAUACCGUACGCGCAGGGAACAAGUUCCGCGCUCUAGCUGUCACAUCCUUCACUAUUUCAGCGGGAAAUUUAAUUUCCAUCGAAAGAAAAGUCCAUCACAUCCAACUCCAAGGACUUCAAGACAAGCAAUUUUCCUCUUGGAAAGAAAUAAUUCUUAUUAUUUUUCAAAUACCAUCAGACUUUUUUUCUCGCCGCACCCUGGGCUUGUAUCAAAGACGAAGAAAGUAUUUCAAACCAGGAUAGCAUAGGCUACUACAUUUGUCUUACUCAUUAAGGUUUCAUUACCAUGAUAGAGUGGAUAUAUUUUAUGUGUUGACUACUACUGUCAGUUGACAUACUCCCAAAGGUUCCACUUAUUUGUCUAUGGACCCACAAGUCCGGGAGUUUAUAACUACUUGUCCUGUUCCAGUAACACCAGAUAGUGGAUCUGGCCCAGGACCGGCCGCCGGGCCUGGUCAUGGGCCGAGUCCAGGACCCAGUGUUCUGCCCACUCCGACAACAGCAUCGGUGUCAACUCCAAGCAACAGAAUCCUUUCAAGAAAUGCUAAUGGUACAAAAUUUUGUCUCUUUGGCAGUAGCUAUGACGUCUCAACCUACAAACGAAUCAGAGCUUCAACUGUACAGAGUGCUUCAACGAGCCAAUCUCUUAUCCUACUACGAUACUUUCAUUUGCCAAGGUGGUGACGACGUGCAGCAGCUGUGUGAAGCUGGAGAGGAAGAGUUCUUGGAGAUAAUGGCAUUGGUGGGAAUGGCCAGCAAACCUCUCCACGUGCGCAGGUUGCAGAAAGCCUUGCAGGAGUGGGUCAACAACCCAGAUUAUCGGGCUUGUACUGUCGAGGAGAGCCACAGAGUACACGCACCCCUUCACCCUUCUGACUCAAAAAUGAAUAAUACUAAUUGUACACUUGAAAGAAGCUCGUUCAAUUCCAAAUCAAACGCUAUGUUUCAGACACCACUUAUGCCAGCCGUUCCUCCAAGUCAUUCUCCUUACCCGGUGAGUCCUGGUCCUCCUGUGGUUCGACCAGGGCCCUUGAACCUGUCUCAGCCCUCGCCUGUGGCGUCCAUGCAGCCUAGUCCGCCAAUGCCCGUGUUAAGUAACAGCAAUAGCCAGUCCUCGCCUUCACCCGGUGCUAAAGAUGCCUCUUCGCCUCAACCGCCGUCGGCACUGACUUUUCAGCAAGCUUUAGGGGAAUACCCGCAGGCUCCGGGUUCACCCACUUCCCUUACUCCUGUCUUAGUUGAAAGCCAAAUUCAGCGGCUAUCGGAAGCAGCAGACCUUCUAGUAAAAACACUGCCGCAGUUUGAUCCAAAACCACAAAAUAACAAAAAGAAAAUAUGUAAAGAUUUAGAAUAUGUAAUGAACAUGCCAGAGGAUGAUCCGCGAAGGAUGGACGAAAUUCGAAAAUAUGCCGCCAUCUACGGCAGGUUCGACUGCAAGAGAAAGCCGGAGAAACCUUUGACUUUGCACGAAGUAUCUGUCAACGAAGCAGCUGCUCAGAUAUGUAAACAUAUCCCAGCUCUGUUGACUCGAAGGGACGAGCUCUUCCCUCUGGCGAGACAGGUGGUCCGAGACAGCGGCUACCAAUAUUCCAAAGGACAUUCAAGGUCUCAAUGUUAUUCAAAAACUUUUGACGAAGACUCCUGCAAAAGGCUGAGGUUUGAUGGAAGCCCGGGAGCGAUACCAGACCAUAAUCAAAUGGAAGAAGAAAGAAAAAGGAGACAAGAUAGACUUGAAGCUGUUACUGAGCAGAUAAAAUUGUUGGCUGGCCAACAACAUGAUCUGAAGACAGGUCUUCAGCAGUCCAGAGACACUCAUAAUGUGGUUGCUGUGGGCCAGAUCCAGACUCAACUUGACCUCCUUGCCAAUCAACAUUAUCAAUUAAUCAAUGAACAAAGCGAGCUCAGCAGGCAGCUAAGGAGGUUAGACAGGUAUUUCACUGAAUAUAGAUACGGAAUUCGUUCUUCUUGCUCUGAAAAUGAUAAGAUUGACACAGACGAUACAGAUUCGCAGUUUUCCGUGUACAGUUACGAAUCUUCAGCUAGUAUUGGCCACGAUGCAAAUGAAUCUCCUUCUCAUGACUCUAAUAUGUCAAUACAAACUAAUGAUGGUUAUUCUGGCAUAAAAAGUGUUCAAGGGAAGAAAACAAACUCUCAUAUUACGAAGCAACUCGUUCAAGAAACGCUUAUUGAUGAAGGACUAAGAGUUGUGAAAGAACUAGCCAAUCAAAUUAAGGACGAAACUGACAUGAAUCAUGUAUCUGUAUCUAAGCCAGAAGGUAGACCAAGGGGCCGUCCACCAAGGUUAGAACGAGACUAUAUACUGACUACAGCCGGCUCAACUACUCCAAAGCAUUAUAAUGAUAUUAACACUAAUAAUUCUCGAAAUGCAAGUACUCCAGUGACACCAAUUCAAAAUGGACACAGCCCGACAUCUGUCGGUGUGCCUUCAGACAGUGAAAAUACUAUAUGUCACAAUGGAAUUCUCUUAAGUUUAAGGUCAAACCAAAUUUCUGAAAAGAGUAAUCUCUCCAAUAACAAUAGUAACGAUGGAAUUCAUAUGACAGAUAUGCAGGAAGAAGUUGUAAGUAACGAAUCUGAAAGCAGCCUCAAAGCCCUUCUUGCCUUCUCUCAAAAAGGAAUUAAACAGGAGCCAUCAUCACCGACCAGUUUGAAAAUGGACUAAUUGAUAUUUUUGUUAGUAAAGCUGAAGUAUGUGAUAUUUUCUGUAUUCUCAUUGCACCUGCCAUUUUCAUUUCAGGCACAGAACUCCGGUUACUGUGUUUACCAGAGAGCUAAGCAUUAGCAUCAUACUUUCCACCACCUGUAUUAUAUAUCUGGCAAAUGACUUGUACUUCAGCAAACAAAAAAUAGAAAAUAUUAUGUCAGGAGGUGAAAUAUCAAACAUGGUCGCUGUGUGAUGAAUAAAAUUAGUAGCUGCUGCUAGUGUGCAAUAUGUAAGAUAUGUACAGGCAAUAUUGGUAAAUUGAUAUUAUCAGUUAUCCCCCUGGCCACAUCAAUCUGUGUUGUGUUGAUACAACAAAGAUUGGAAAAAAUGUCUGUGAUUUUUUUUGUUACCCAUUACUGUGAUGGACUGAUUUUGUCAAGCAAAAAAAGGGCAAGAAGGUUUUUAAAAAAAUUACAUAUUAAAAUUGCAACAGUGAUAUUCGACAUCCGUUAUUUGCCAAUCCAAUUCAUCUUCACAUUGUUGCAAAGUAGCAUAAGACUUAGUGGAUCAUUCAUCAAUUGUUAUUAAGAUGCAAUCACAUUUCGUUAGUCCAUGAAAUUUUAAUUUUUAUGCCUUUGUCUGGAAAGACCGUUGCAGGGUUGUGUGGUGCUUUUUCUAAAUAUCUCAAAUAAAACUCAAUAUCUCACAUCAAUAAAAGUCGGAAAACUUAUUUACUGUAAAUUACUUUCAUGCCUUAUCACAUUCUGUACUUAUUUAGUUGAACAUAAAAAGUAUGAAUGCAUUUUUCUUUUCUUGUGAAAAUAUGAUCUAUUGAUAUUUGUAAGUAUAUGAACAUAAAAUUUAUAAUGUUUUAAAGAAAAGAGUGUUACUUGAAUUUAUUGAGUGACAUGGUUUAACUAGUCAUAACAGUUAUGCAUAAUUGUGUAAUUUCUACUUAAUUAUU
This is a messenger RNA of Argiope bruennichi, 3629 nucleotides long. RefSeq names its product NGFI-A-binding protein 1-like. Gene Ontology annotation, cellular component: nucleus. Gene Ontology annotation, biological process: negative regulation of DNA-templated transcription. Gene Ontology annotation, molecular function: transcription coregulator activity; transcription factor binding. The coding region runs from base 458 to 2683 and encodes 741 amino acids. The record is from RefSeq and is a predicted model, not a curated record. The transcript has 14 exons. NCBI's taxonomy places the organism in Eukaryota, Metazoa, Arthropoda, Arachnida, Araneae, Araneidae.